Molecule: messenger RNA, 3283 nt
Organism: Populus trichocarpa (black cottonwood)
Lineage: Eukaryota; Viridiplantae; Streptophyta; Magnoliopsida; Malpighiales; Salicaceae
Product: disease resistance protein RPM1
Exons: 3
Coding region: 206-3001 (931 amino acids)
Biological process (GO): defense response to other organism
Molecular function (GO): ADP binding
Source: RefSeq, a predicted model, not a curated record
ACUUGAGCUGUUCGUCUUGGAGAGGGGUGGGGAGAGAGAGAGAGAGAGGAAGGGAGGAGCCAAACAUCAAGAUAGAGAGGCUAACAGCAGUACGUCCAGGAAGCAAAUCAAUAAUUUUUAUCAAGAAUUUAUCUCUUCUACAUAACAAGCAAGGAUGGAAUCAGGAAAAGAUGGAAUGGUGAGGUGAGAAGACAGAGCAGAGAAAAUGGCAGAGUCGGCGGUGAGCCUUGUUGUUGAUAAAUUGCUUCCGUUGCUAACACAAGAAGUGAAACUAUUGAAAGGCGUCCAUGAUGAAUUGGUUGGUGUCAAAGAUGAAUUGGAAGUCAUUCGUGCUUUCCUGAAAGAUGCAGAUUCAAAGGCUGGGAAAGAAGGCAUCGGUGAGGGUGUGAAAGUACUGGUAAACCAAAUAAGAGAAGAAGCUCAUCACAUUGAAGAUGUCAUCGAUGAUUACAUGUUGCAUGUGGCAAGACAUCCUGAUAAUCGACAUGGACUCCUACGUCAUAUUGCUUCUUUGAUUAAAACAUUCAGUUCGCGUCAUGAGAUAGCAUCAGAGAUUAAAGACAUCAAAUCAUCACUUCUAGAUAUCAAGAAUAGAAGUCAAACAUUCCACUUCAUUUCUUCAAAUCAGGGAGCAUCAAGCAGCAACAGCAAUGCAGGAAGAGGGUUAAUGGAUCACCCUCGACUGAGUUCUCUUUUCAUUGAAGAAGCUGAGCUUGUUGGGAUUGAAUCUCCAAGAGAUGAAUUGAUAAGCUACUUAUUAAGUGGAGUUUCUCAAAGGACAGUGAUCGCAGUGGUUGGAAUGGGAGGUGUGGGAAAAACCACAGUGGCCAAGAAAGUAUAUGACAACCACAGGGUGAAAGAGCACUUCCAAUACCAUGCUUGGAUCACUGUGUCUCAAUCAUAUGAUAAGAGGGAGCUACUACGGAGCAUUCUGAAGAGAUUCUAUGAAGUGAAAAAUGGGCUUUUUCCUGAUAGAAUUGUUACAAUGGAGGAGGAGGAGUUGAUCAAGGAGAUUAGAGAAUAUUUAGGACAAGAACGAUACCUGGUUGUAUUUGAUGAUGUAUGGGAAAUUGGCUUUUGGGGAAACAUGGAGCAUGCGUUGUUAGAUCAUGAUAAUGGCAGUAGAAUAUUGGCCACAACAAGAAAUGAGGAUGUUGCUAAUUUUAGCAGAGGAUCUUCAUUGGUUCAUGUCUAUCAUAUAGAACCUUUACCUCAAAAGGAGGCGUGGGAACUCUUCUGCAAUAAAGCAUUCAGGUCUGAGUUUAAAGGGCAAUGUCCAAAAGAUCUGGAGGAAUUGUCACAGGACAUUGUUAGAAGAUGUGGAGGAUUGCCUCUGGCAAUUGUGGCUGUUAGUGGACUUCUAGCAACCAAAGAAAAGAGCAUUCUAGAAUGGAAAAAAUUCCUCAGUGGCCUUGGUGGUUCUGCAAUGGUGAGUGAUCCAUACAUUGAUAGUGUCACUAACAUUCUAUCUCUCAGCUAUGGUGAUCUGCCUUACCACCUCAAAUCUUGUUUCUUAUAUUUUGGCAUGUUUCCUGAAGAUUUUUCCAUUGUGCAUGGAAGAAUAAUUCGAUUAUGGGUGGCUGAGGGUUUUGUAGAAGAAAAACCAGGCAUGACACUAGAGGACGUUGGAGAAGAAUACUUCAUUGAACUCGUUCGUCGAAAUUUGGUUCAAGUGGAUGAAGUUUUUCACGGAGUUCCCUUAACAUGUCAUGUUCAUGAUAUGGUCCGUGAUGUCAUUCUUUCCAAGUCAGAGGAACUGAGUUUCUGCCAUGUUUCCAGCAGUUGCUCAACUUUUCAAGGCAUAGCACGACAUCUCUCAAUAAGCAACAGAGGAAGCAACACUCCAAAGAGUAGCACCAAGUCUCAAACUCGCUCUAUUAUGGUCUUUGACGAAGUAAAGCUGCAGAAGGCCACAAUUCAAGUGAUACUUGCAAAAUUCAAGCUUUUGACUACAUUAGAUUUUGAAAACUGUCCUAUAGAUCACCUUCCCAAAGAACUUGGAAAUUUGCUACAUCUAAGGUAUUUAAACUUGAGAAAUACCAAAGUAGCAAAACUUCCAAAAUCAAUAAGAAAGCUGCAUAACCUGGAAUCUUUAGAUUUGAGAUAUUCUUUCGUGGAAGAGUUGCCAGUUAAGAUCAGUAAUUUCCCUAAAUUGCGACAUCUUUUGGCUGAAGAUAAAAAGACUCGGGCAUUGAAGAUAAAAGGCAGCAUUAAGCAUUUGGAGUUCUUACAAACAUUGUCUAAAAUUAAUGUGGAUGACAAUGUGAGCUUGAUCAAUGACGGCCUGCAAGUGUCAACGGAAUUGAAGACAUUGGGUAUCAGAAAUUUGAAAAGGGAACAUGGGAGGUAUCUAUGCACUGCAUUGGAGAAGAUGACUCACCUGCGGUUGCUACUUGUUUGUUCAAUAAAUCCCACGAAUGAAGUUCUUGAAUUGCAAUCGAUGUCUUCUCCUCCUCUUGAGCUGCGAAGUAUCUGGCUUGAGGGCCAAUUAGAAAGGUUACCAAAUUGGAUUUCCAAAAUACACAAUCUGGCUGAACUGAGAUUGAGUUUCACAAACUUGAAGGAUGAUUCCUUUGAAGUCCUUCAAGCUCUGCCCAAUCUAAAUCGUCUUGGACUCGUAUGUGCAUACAAUGGAGAGAAGAUGCAUUUUGAAGGAGGAGGGUUUCAGAAACUCAAGUCUCUGUAUCUUGUAGGCUUGAGUAAUUUGAAGGAAAUGUUAAUAGACGAAGGAGCAUUGCCACUUCUUGAAAAGCUACAGAUGGGACCUUGCCCAAAACUGAAGGAAGUGCCUUCUGGAUUUAAGUACUUGAGAUAUCUCAAAGAUUUAUCAUUCACAGGGAUGACAAAUGAGUUCACUCAAAGAUUGUCACAGCAAGAAUCAGAGAAAGUGAGGCAUGUACCGAUUAUCCAAUAUGAUGGUACUUAUGAUCCCAGUGACGAAGGAUCUUAUGAAGCAUGGGUGGAGCGAUAUUUCAGACGAGUAGGAAUCAAAAUGACCUAAUAUUUUUUGAGGUUACAGGACUUCAGACAAUCAAUCAACCUCAGAGCAAUGCGAAGUCAGCCCUGCUAGAAGAUAUGAACGCGGUAGAUGUGUUUGUUUAAUGUUUCUGGGGAGACACACCUAUCUAGUAAAACCUGUUUUCAGCUUGUUAAUUUGUUUCGAGUGUUGAUAUCUGUGGCAUGUAGAAAUUAAGAAAAAUCUGGAUGUGCAUGUGUUAUUACCAUAGCAGAAGCAUAAUUUGUGGCCUAAUAAAAUGUACGCUACAGAAGAUUCCAAGCAUAA